Molecule: messenger RNA, 2574 nt
Organism: Syngnathus acus (greater pipefish)
Lineage: Eukaryota; Metazoa; Chordata; Actinopteri; Syngnathiformes; Syngnathidae
Gene: ezrb
Product: ezrin b
Exons: 13
Coding region: 1-2013 (670 amino acids)
Biological process (GO): positive regulation of early endosome to late endosome transport; regulation of cell shape; regulation of organelle assembly
Cellular component (GO): microvillus; plasma membrane; filopodium
Molecular function (GO): cell adhesion molecule binding; actin binding
Source: RefSeq, a predicted model, not a curated record
AUGCCAAAAGCGGUCAAUAUUAACGUCAACGCCUUAGACUCGGAGCUGGAGUUUGCCAUUUUGCCAAGCGCUUACGGCAAAAUUGUGUUUGACCAGGUGGUGAAAACAAUUGGAUUACGUGAGCUCUGGUACUUUGGACUCCAGUAUAUAGAUGGAAAAGACUAUUUAACUUGGCUGAAACUGGAAAAAAAGGUGUUACAACAGGACGUGAGGAAGACAAACCCGCUGCAGUUUAAUUUUCGGGCCAAGUACUUUCCCGAGGAAGUCAAUGAGGAGCUCAUUCAGGAGAUCACUCAGAAGCUUUUCUUCAUGCAAGUGAGAGAGGGCAUCCUGAGCGACCAGGUUUACUGUCCGCCGGAAACGGCUGUGCUGCUGGCGUCCUACUCUGUUCAAGCCAAGUAUGGAGAUUAUGAUAAAGAAACCCACCAACCGGGAUACCUCCUUUCUGAACGGCUACUCCCUCGCAGAGUGGUGGAUCAGCACAAGUUAUCACAAGAACAGUGGGAGGAGAGGAUUCAGGUGUGGCAUGAGGAGCAUCGUGGGAUGCUCAAGGAGGAUGCCAUGAUGGAGUAUCUGAAGAUCGCUCAGGACCUCGAGAUGUAUGGCGUCAACUACUUUGACAUCAAGAAUAAGAAGGGAACGCUGUUGUGGCUGGGAGUGGAUGCUUUGGGACUGAAUAUUUAUGAGAAGGAUGACAAACUGACACCAAAAAUCGGCUUCCCAUGGAGUGAAAUCAAAAAUGUUUCCUUCAAUGACAAAAAGUUCACCAUCAAACCCAUCGACAAAAAAUCACCGGACUUUGUCUUCUAUUCCCCGAGACUACGCUUAAACAAACGCAUCCUUCAGCUGUGCAUGGGCAACCAUGAGCUCUACAUGAACCGACGCAAGCCGGACUCCAUCGAGGUGCAGCAGAUGAAGACACAGGCGAGAGAGGAGAAGAUGCAGAAACAGAAGGAGAAGGCCCAGCUGGAAAAAGAGAAGAGGAAGAGGGAGGCCAUCGAGAAGGAGAAGGAGCAGAUGGAGCGGGAGAAGAAGGAUAUUAUGAUGAAGCUCUACCAGUAUCAGGAGAAGACCAAGAAGGUAGAGCAAGAUCUUCAGGCGCAGACGCAGAGAGCCAUGAUGCUGGAGAAGGAGCGUUUGAAAGCUGAAGAGGAGGCGGCUCGUCUGGAGGCGGAACGUCAGGCAGCCCUGCUGGCUAAAGAAGCGCUGGCUCGCCAAUCUGAAAAUCAGAAGAUUAGUCAGGAACAGCUGGCCUCAGAGCUGAAGGAGCACACGAGCAGAAUCACUCUGCUGGAGGAGGCCAGGAAACGCAAGGAGAAUGAGGUGGACUCAUGGCAGCUCAGGGCCAAGGAGGCCCAGGAUGAUCUGAUUAAGACCAAGCAGGAGUUAGAGAAGGUGAGGCUGGCGGCCCCACCAGUGCUGCCGAUGCCGAUGAUGGCGCCGAUGCAGAUGCCGAUGAUGGCGCCAAUGAUGGCGCCGAUGAUGACGCCGAUGCACACAUCGAUGUCGACGCCGAUGCAAAUGCCAAUGCAGACCACGAUGCAGACGCCAAUGCAAACGCCAAUGCAAACGCCAAUGCAAACGCCAAUGCAAACGCCAAUGCAAACACUAAGGCCGACGCCUUUGCAAACGCUGAGGCAGACGCCGAUGGAAACACCAAUGGAAAUGCCGCUGCCGCCGCCUCCCCCUCUCUCUAUGUACAACUUUGACGACAACAGCGAAGACGAGGAGAACAGCAGCAUGCACAGUGCCGACCUGCACAAUGACAGCGUCCAAAACAAUCACCGCAGGGAGGAGGAUCGACGGACAGAGGCCCAGAAGAAUGAGCGUGUGCAGAAACAGCUCAGGGAUUUGACCGCCGAGUUGGCCCAAGCGCGUGACGAGUCCAAGAACACCCAGAACGACCUCCUCCACUCGGCCAACGUGCGGGAAGGACGAGACAAAUACAAAACCCUGCGGCAGAUCCGGCAAGGCAACACCAAGCAAAGAAUUGAUGAGUUUGAGGCCUUAUAAGGAAGACACCUGCCCUUUUAAAAUUGUGUCAUUAGUGUAGAAAGAAAAUGACUCCCAGUGACCUCUCAGAAAGGGCUGGCAUAUUGUGUCUAGGCACAACACUAGAUGGCUCUACACUCGUUUAAAUGUAUGCCUAGUUUAAUAUUUAUAAAGUAUACGGGACAUUAAAAAGGGUGUUUCAUCUUAAUUUGUAUAUUUUUGCUAACGAUGAAAACUAAAUUAUAUAUAGUGACCAAAAUAAUGUCAAUGUCUUAUGUUCCCUGCUUUUUAGUCUCAGAUCAAGGAUGAGCCUUAUCUUUGUCUUUAGAUCAGUGUCGCCACUUAAAACUUGUGCUUGUGCCUUAAUGUCCAUGCUGGUAGAAGCAUCAUGAUGAAUGUAACUUUUAAAACGCAGAAUGCUGUUUUUGAGUGUCCUCCUUGAGCUUGAUCUGAGUGCUGUAGUUUCAUCAGGCAGUUAGGAGGCCACUUUGGAUUCACCUUGAUGAGAAGGCCACUUUGGUUUCACCUUGAUGGUCGCGGAAAUAUCUCUGUAUUUGAGACAUAUUGCCAAUAAAUAUAUAU